Paracoccidioides lutzii Pb01 is the source of this 3690-nucleotide messenger RNA. RefSeq lists its product as hypothetical. Gene Ontology annotation, cellular component: cytoplasm. The record is from RefSeq and is a predicted model, not a curated record. Bases 1 to 3690 code for a protein of 1229 amino acids. The transcript has a single exon. Gene Ontology annotation, molecular function: ATPase inhibitor activity; protein-folding chaperone binding.
AUGCUGGGAAGACUUCUGAAUACGGCUGCGUCGUCGCUCAAUCCGGCUGCGUACGCCUCCAGGAAUUCUUCUCAACUUGAAUCCGUGACUGAGGAAGAGCAUACUUCGGGCCUCUUGUUCCCAGAUUCUACCCAUCUCCGACGAUCGAAUACUCAUGCUUAUCCACUACAAACAAGUGUUUUAUCACCAAACGCUUCUGCUGCGAGCAGCUUCGACGAUCGAGGGGGACUCGAAUUGGAUGCUACAAGAGAUUUCAGAGUUAUCAUUGCUCAAAACGCGUUAGGGGAUCGCGAUGAACCCUGCAUUCUUCUCGACAGCCAAAAUCUCAGCCCGAUAGCAGGGGCUGUUGGACUUGGUCUGAACUCCCAAGUUCCUGAGGUUAGAUACACCCACUCUCGAAGCUCAAGCCUCUCGAAAUCUACUAAAAGGGACCCAUCACACAAACCUCAUGCAUCCGAUACACACCAAUCUACAGGGUCAUUAAGCCCUAGAGAACCCGAUUCGCCUAUGUCCAGCGCACUAUUCCGUGCGAGGUAUCGAAGUUCAACAUUGUCACCCGCUGCAGAUGAUAAUAGACAUUAUCAAAAUCGCAUGUCGGCUGACUCAACAGAAUCUGGACUGCUAAACUGUAUUUUUGGCAGUAGUGCUUUCAGCUACCGGGGCUCUUCUACGAAAAUGCAUAUACUUCCAACGGAAACCGAGUCAGUUGGAGAUGUUGAAGGAUUCGGUUCUCACGGGCCACGUCAACGUGUUCCUCUCACCCGUGGUUAUACAAGCGGGCCCAGUUCCAACUCGUCUGGUUUGUCCCAGGAGAGAUUAGGCACGGUUCGUGACACGAGGUCGAAUCCAACGAGAAUUACGGUCCUUGUGACGAGGAUGUUCAGCGUGAACCUCCCAGAGGGUCGCGAUCCUUCUGUGGAUCAAACUGAUCAAGAUUCAUCUCCAACUGCUCAAACUUUUAAGGACUCGAAAAUCCCUCUUCUGGACCCAUCGAAACGCAAAAAAAUCAAGGAAAAGAAAACUCCCAUGUACGCAGUUGCUAUCACCAUUAAGCUACCGCUUGCUGGGCGCAGUCCUGGUCGUCCAUCAUCUCAAUGGAACGCUCAGAGACAAACCCCUGGGUGGAUUUCAGCUUCCCUUGAUUCAGAUCAUAAGUACAGCAGUAGUUUCUUUGACGACAAUGCCGGGCUAUCCGCAACCUCAAGCCUAGAUGAACGAAUUGAUUUCUUAGUUGAUCAUUGGGAUGUCAUAACUCGCACAUUGUCACAUCUCGAGAAACUUGCGCGUAUGGAAAUUCUUGUCAUGCUGCAGAGGGUCGACUACUUUUCAACCCAGCAACCCAAACCUGCCAAAGCAUCCAAUAUGCAGCGAACGAACCAGACUAUUGUGCAGCUUCCCCCAAGGGUUUUAUCAGGGAAGCAGAACCUUAGGUCUGAAGCCAUGCGCGCCUCUCAGCGGAUCAGCAUGGCACUUCGAAUUCCCCAGGUUACAACUGGGCAGAGUCGAUGGGGUGUGUGGAGAGAAGAAGCCCGGUGGAUCGCCAAAUUUCUGAGUGAUAAGGAACACAACUUUUUCUUCCUCGUACUUCUUACUGCAUUUUUGGGAAAUCAUACCGAAUGGCUAAGCUCCCUUGGGCCCGACUGGUAUAGACGACGAUACCACCUACAGCAAAGGGCUCAUCAGGAUGCGGAACCAAGCAUACCAAGCCGGACAGUCAUUGUUUCAACUGAUAAAAUGACUGCCAGACGUUUGAUAUUUGUUCUUUCCGCAUUCUUACCUGCGCAGCAACGACCAGAUGCGUUUGGAUCCCCCUUAAGACCUAGUACAUCCACCUCGAUGCGGCUUGUUUCCCAAAGUCCCCCUGGCGCUCCCAUUUUAAGGAAGGAAUCUCUCCGUCGUGCAAUAAAUAGACGUGCUAGAGCUCGCCAUUUUAAUGACGAUGAAAAUGACGGACAUAGACGAUCACCAAGUGCUUCAUCGAAUGAAGCCGCAGUUAUACCCCUAGAUGAUGGUGACUUCGUGAAACCGGUUCCUGACCAUUACAAAUUCCGGAGAGACUCUGAUGUUCGAUCUAUUCGGACGGCCAGCUUACCCAUACCGUCAAGUGGCGCUAGCACUAGAAAGAGCGCAACCGCUACCAUCGCUACCGCGGCACCGGGCACUGCAACCCCAGUUCCACAUUUUGCAUCCCAAAAAUGUAAACAUGGUGCGGGCGAAGGGAGGAGUUCAGCCUUGGACCCUACUGGAAGUGCAGCCUCAGCGAACCUAUUACAGAAUCUCCGUAGAAGCGAAAGCUCCAAUCUAAUCUCGGAAGGAGGCCAACAUUUCCAGUCUAGUAGAUGGGGUGGUUUACUUUCCGGUCUCUGGGGUACACGUGAGACUUUUUCUGAGAAUGAGGGUAGUUCAUCAGCGGCUGGACGCUCAAAAAGAAGCGCGUCCAUUACUAAAGCUGACGUGCAACAAGUCAAGCCAGAGGCAGUAUCCGGCAAAUCAGCAGAAGACAUUAUCAAAAAUGCUACUAACACAGCUGAAAAUAUGCCUAUCGCAACAGCCUCUGCUGACUUGGGUCUAUCUGGAUCUUCUGGUUCAUGUGAACAAAAAUCCAAGUCUGACGUACAAACCCCUAGCUCUCCCGUGAAACUGUCGGUUGGAUUGCAUGAUGGGGUUAUCGAUGUUGAGGUACCGUUACCUGGAUUUAUCUCCCUCUCUUCUUCUGGAGAUUCAACUCUAGCAUCGCCAAAAAAGACGCGCACCUCAGUAGCUAGUUUUGAUGUUGCUGCUUCUGUCCACAGUGCUGGUUCUGGAUUCCAUCCUGGUCCUACCAAAGAUUAUGAUGGGGUCAGCGUCAAUGUAGCCGGUUGGUUGAGAUGCUACCAUGAGGAUUUUAUUCUUCAGGCUGUCCAUCCGUAUAACACCUUGGAGUCAGAUAUCAAACGUUCCAUGUCGAGUGAGCCUACCCCGCCUCAGGCUCUAUCCACUUCCCUUUGUGAGUCAUACGGAUCGAACUCGGAGAAAUGGGUCGAAGUUUGCACCACGCUCGUUGCAGAUACGAAAACCUUCACAGUGAAGAAGCUCCGUUUGCGGCGAAAGAUAUCCAGUAUCAUUCCCCGAACGGCAGUUGAAUCUCGAGAUAAUUCCCGUCGAACGUCGCUCGACCCUUCCGAAACACCUUCAUCCACUCCUCAACUUCCAAAUUUUUCCUCAAUGGCUUCCAAGAUACCUACCUCUCCAUUGUCACAGCAAGCCGAUUCGUUUGAAGUGGAAGAGAUGUUUAUCGAGGAACCAGUGAUGGAUCUUGACCCAACUCUUGUUGAUGCUGUUGAGAGGGUUUUAGCCCGGAGUGGAGAGUCGUCCCUAUCUCAUUCUAGAGCGCCGUCUCCAAACCGAAGUCGCAAAGAUAAACCUCCCGGUAACCACGGGCGAGAUAAGCAAUCGCCCCAUCCACAACUAGAGAAUGCACCAUCUGCUGAGGUUCCGCGGAAUAAAUGUAGACGGAUAGUCCUCGGUGCACUUGAGGAAGUUGUUCGUAGUGUGACCGCUGAAUGCUGCCAGCAAGAUCCAGCUUCUACAACUGGCGAUGCCACCAAGACACCCUCAGGCCGUGAACAAAGGGGUGCAAGUGCAGCUACAGCCAAUACCCUGAGAGAAGGGAUAAGAAAGUGGCUGCUCGACAUCGAAGAAGCUUGCUAA